Molecule: messenger RNA, 2889 nt
Organism: Bubalus bubalis (water buffalo)
Lineage: Eukaryota; Metazoa; Chordata; Mammalia; Artiodactyla; Bovidae
Gene: FAM199X
Product: family with sequence similarity 199, X-linked
Exons: 6
Coding region: 323-1489 (388 amino acids)
Source: RefSeq, a predicted model, not a curated record
CACAGGGAGCGGCUUCCCGCCGCCCUUCCCCUCCCUGCGGGCGCCUGGCAGACUGCUGCAGUCGCGAGUGGCGAGCGCGGUGGGCGGGCCGGGUGGCAGCGGCGGCGGCGCUACGCUGGGCUAGGUCGGGCAGCCGCGACGACAGUUGAGGUGGCUGCAGAAGCCACUGAGGCGCUGAUUGGGUGGCCUGGAGCAGCCCCUGCGAGCCGCCAGGCGCUCCCCGGGCAGCAGUGGGCCGCGGACAGGUUAGAGUGGGGGCAGGGGCAGGCGCGGGAGCAGCCCCGGGCCGGAGUGGGGAGUCCGAGCCAGGCCAUCUCCAGCCAUGUCCGACGAGGCGUCAGCCACCACUUCAUACGAGAAGUUUCUAACUCCCGAGGAGCCCUUCCCGCUUCUGGGACCCCCUCGUGGGGUGGGCACCUGCCCGAGCGAGGAGCCGGGCUGCCUGGACAUCAGCGAUUUUGGCUGCCAGCUCUCGUCUUGCCAUCGCACGGACCCGCUCCACCGCUUCCACACCAACAGGUGGAACUUAACUUCCUGUGGAACAAGUGUGGCCAGCUCAGAAUGCAGUGAAGAACUGUUCUCAUCCGUUUCUGUUGGAGAUCAAGAUGAUUGCUAUUCCCUAUUAGAUGAUCAAGAGUUCACGUCUUUUGAUUUAUUUCCUGAAGGGAGUGUCUGCAGUGAUGUCUCUUCUUCUAUUAGCACAUACUGGGAUUGGUCAGAUAGCGAAUUUGAAUGGCAGUUACCUGGCAGUGACAUUGCCAGUGGGAGUGAUGUACUUUCUGAUGUCAUACCCAGUAUUCCAAGUUCACCUUGCCUGCUUCCUAAAAAGAAAAACAAGCACCGGAAUUUAGAUGAACUUCCUUGGAGUGCAAUGACAAACGAUGAGCAGGUGGAAUAUAUUGAGUAUCUGAGUCGUAAAGUCAGUACUGAGAUGGGUCUUCGGGAACAACUUGAUAUUAUUAAAAUAAUUGAUCCUUCUGCUCAAAUCUCCCCUACCGACAGUGAGUUUAUUAUUGAACUUAACUGUCUCACAGAUGAAAAACUGAAGCAGGUCAGAAACUAUAUCAAGGAGCAUAGCCCUCGCCUACGGCCCACAAGAGAGGCCUGGAAGAGAAGCAACUUUAGUUGUGCAAGCACCAGUGGAGUGAGCGGUGCCAGUGCCAGUGCCAGCAGCAGCAGUGCCAGCAUGGUCAGUUCUGCAAGCAGCAGUGGGUCCAGUGUUGGAAACUCUGCUUCAAACUCCAGUGCCAACAUGAGUCGAGCACACAGUGACAGCAACUUGUCUGCAAGUGCAGCAGAGCGGAUUCGGGAUUCAAAAAAGCGAUCCAAACAGCGGAAGUUACAACAGAAGGCCUUACGCAAGAGGCAGCUGAAAGAGCAGAGGCAGGCUCGGAAGGAGAGGCUCAGUGGGCUCUUCCUUAAUGAAGAAGUGCUGUCCUUGAAAGUGACUGAGGAAGACCAUGAAGCAGAUGUAGAUGUUUUGAUGUAAUAAGGGUGAAUUUAUCAGCAUUGUUUCUAAGCAUUAUUCUAUCCUUAUUUGUUUACAUGCAUCUUGACCAAACUUUUGGUUAGGGCUGUGCUGACGUACCGUUCAUAAUUUAGGUCUGUGGUUCUCAGCAGUUCGUCCUCGGACCAGUAGCUUCAGCAUCACCUGAGAAGUUAUUAGAAAUGCAUACUCUUGGGUCCCACCCCAGACCUAGUGAAUCAGAAAUGCUGGGGGAGGGGCAUAGCAUUGUGUUUCAACAGGUACCAGGUUAUUCUGCCACACACUCUAGUUUUAAGAACCACUGAUUUAGUAAAUGUUUUAACUAUUUAAACUUCAGAGUGGUUAAGUGGGCUUUUUCAGAUUAGUACUUUAACAGUUUAGGAGAUUUCAAGGUACUGCUGACAGAUAAUUUAUUAUGUCAGUAUAGAAUGUGUAGAGAUCAUAAUUCAGUUUCUUCUUAAUGUUAUGAUUUCUUAGUUUUUCUAAAGGGCCAUAGCAUAAUUCUCAAUUCCUAGUGGACGUCUUUUUUUUGAGGUUGUAGGGAUAGAAUGUGGAUUGCUGUUUACAAUAGUGCCUUCAUUAGGUUUAUUUGUUUUCAUUCAUUUUAACUCAAAUGUGUAAAAAAUAGGCCCUAACAUCUUUUGUUAGGUUUGUUUUUGUUUUUCACUUUGUGUAUAUUCAGAAUCCUUUCUGCAAGUGAUGACUACUGAGAAAAUAAUGUUACUAGUAGCUGAAUUUUAGACUUAAUGCUACAUUGAUUAAUAUUCAAAUGGAAAAAUCCAGCAAGCAAAACAACCAAUUCUACUUUUCACUGCUUUUUGAAAUUUUAGGCUGUGAAACUGUCUUAAAGGCAAGAAACAUCUCUGUCAACUUCUUUUUGUAGUUUUUUUUUUAUUUUCAGCACAGCUCUAAUUUUUAAAUAUUUGGUGUAACAGCUUUAUGGCAUGUGAAUAAGUUAAUGUUCAAAAUUAACUCAAGAAACCCUUACAGUUCUGCUAAACUCUAUAAAUCGCUAGAAAUACACUGAGCAGUGAGAUAUUAAAAAACCUUUGCUUCUUGGCUACUAAUAGUACUCUAAUUUUAAAUGUGAAAUCAUGGAGUCUCUAAAUGUUUUCAUGAAGAGUUUGUUAUCAUGAACAUUAUAAGUAGUGUGAUUCCUUUUAUUUUCCCACACAUCUUUAAACAUUCACACGGGUUAAAGAAAAUGGAAACUGAUACUACUGACAAUCAAGCUGCUUUCUGACUUUCAUAAUUUUCUUUUUAUUGUGGAAACUUGGGAGGUAAUCAUGAUUUUGUAGGAUGAGUUGUUAAUAUUUUUUUAAACUCUAGAGUCAGAGGUUGAUAGAUUCCUACCUUUUUUACACUGUAUCAUAUCAAGUAAUCCAUUAAAAAGAUUAACAACG